Vanrija pseudolonga is the source of this 483-nucleotide messenger RNA. RefSeq lists its product as uncharacterized. The record is from RefSeq and is a predicted model, not a curated record. The coding region runs from base 1 to 483 and encodes 160 amino acids. NCBI's taxonomy places the organism in Eukaryota, Fungi, Basidiomycota, Tremellomycetes, Trichosporonales, Trichosporonaceae. The transcript has 4 exons.
AUGUCGACCGUCGGCUUCAUCAUCAACGGCGUGCGCAAGGGCUCGUUCAUCGCGCCCGAGUGGUGGCCCGACGCGGGCAUGACGGUGUGGAUCUUCGCGACGAGCCUCAACAAGGCCGACAUGCAGCAGAUGUCGUGGCGGCUCAAGCAGGUACAGUGGCUGCCCGACCAGGGCUCCGUCUUUCUCCGCCGCCCGCUCGACACGCUCCGCCAGGUCAUGGACGGCUCGUGCACCGCACUCCCGGACCACCCGUGGCGCGAGUGGACCGGCGAGCCGCGCUGGGCGUACUUUGACUUUGACACGGGCGAGUACGAGAUCUGGAGGUAUGGCGAAACAGAUGUCUGCUCUGGCCGCCAGAGCUUCGAGGACCUCACGUGGGACGCGUGGUGCGCCAUGCGGCAACGCCUGCUCGACCAGGAGAACAAGGAACUCGACGACGUCGAGCUGUCCCUCACGGCAUCGCUGUCCAGGAUGGGCAUCUAG